CCGUUCGCGCUCGAGGGCGAGCGCGUCCGCAUCCACGUCCACCGCCACGAGCCCGACUACUUCAUGUCGCACGCCGACCUCGUCGACAUCCUCGAGCCGAGCCCGCGCCGCAUGGCCGACGUCCACGAGCUGCCCGACCGCCUCUUUGUCGGCGACGCCAAGGCCAAGCUCGAUGCCGUCCGCGCCAAGUUCGGCAAUCGCGUCCAGUGCCAGUACUUUGGCGAGUGUUCCGGGUGCCAGUACCAGCCCCUGGCGUACGACGAGCAGCUCGAGAUGAAGCGCGAGGUCGUCCGUCGCGCGUUCGCCAACUUCUCCGGCCUCGACCCUUCCCUCGUCCCCGCCAUCGGCCCGACCCUGCCCUCGCCUCUCGAGUACGGCUACCGCACAAAGCUCACGCCGCACUUUCAAGUCCCGCCGUCCAAGAACCCGAACCGCAACCGCCGCAAGCCCAAGGCCGGCGCCGACGGCGAGGCCGCCGCUCAAGAGCCCGACAAGGACAAGGAGUGGGAGAUCACGAUCGGGUUCGAGCAAAAAGGCCGCAAGCGCAUCGUCGACAUCGAGGAGUGCGUCAUAGCGACGAGCGUCAUCAACCGGGCCAUGGUCGACGAGCGCGCCAAGGUCAAGCGUGACAUCUCGGCCUACAAGCGCGGCGCGACCAUCCUCCUGCGCGACUCGCUCCCGCCGCGCCCCGAGGGCGCCGCCGAGGUGCGCCCGAGCUGCUACACGGCGCCGUCGACCGAGGAGCACAUCUGCGUCACGGACCACCACGAGACGGUCCGCGAGCAGGUGGGAGACGUCGAGUUUCUUCAGAAGGCGGGCUCGUUCUUCCAGAACAACGCCUCGAUCCUGCCCUCGCUCAUGGACGCCGUCAAGUCCGCCAUCGGGCCCAAGUCGACCGACCCGUCGGCCCCGAAGCGGUACCUCGUCGACGCCUACUGCGGCUCGGGCCUGUUCGCCAUCUCGCUCGCCGACCUGUUUGACAAGGUCGAGGGCAUCGAGAUCGACAAGGCGAGCAUCGUGUGGGCCAAGAAGAACGCCGCGUACAACCACGGCGAGGGCCGGGGCGAGGUCGGGUUCCGCGACGGCAAGGCCGAGGACAUCUUUGGCUCGAUCGAGUUCCCGCGCGACCAGACGACCGUCCUGAUCGACCCGCCGCGCAAAGGCUGCGACGACGCCUUCCUGCGCCAGCUGCUCAACCUCAAGCCGGCCACCAUCAUCUACGUGUCGUGCAACGUGCGCUCCCAGGCGCGCGACAUUGGCUGGCUCGUCAAAAACUCGCACAAGGACGAGGGCUCGAGCGACAAGGGGUACCGGAUCGAGAGCCUCAGGGCCGCCGACCUCUUUGCGCAGACGCACCAUGCCGAGGGCGUCGCCAUCUUGCGCAGGGACGUGUAGUAGCCGGCUCGAGCGCUGCAUUGCAUCUGGCCCGACGAA
This is a messenger RNA of Rhodotorula graminis WP1, 1434 nucleotides long. RefSeq lists its product as uncharacterized. NCBI's taxonomy places the organism in Eukaryota, Fungi, Basidiomycota, Microbotryomycetes, Sporidiobolales, Sporidiobolaceae. Bases 64 to 1395 code for a protein of 443 amino acids. The record is from RefSeq and is a predicted model, not a curated record. Gene Ontology annotation, molecular function: tRNA (uracil(54)-C5)-methyltransferase activity, S-adenosyl methionine-dependent. The transcript has 5 exons. Gene Ontology annotation, biological process: tRNA processing.